Molecule: messenger RNA, 855 nt
Organism: Desarmillaria tabescens
Lineage: Eukaryota; Fungi; Basidiomycota; Agaricomycetes; Agaricales; Physalacriaceae
Exons: 3
Coding region: 1-855 (284 amino acids)
Source: RefSeq, a predicted model, not a curated record
AUGAACAUCUUUGUCCUUGGUCUUAUCUUCAAAGGGAUGGGAUUCCAGGUCGGGCUAUGGGACAACACAGGGGGAAUUAUCUCUUCCGAGUACGAAAUCUGCAGAGACCAAACCGGUCUGGACUUGUUCAUCUGCGUCAUCUAUCGUCUCACUGGAGACAUGUCUCUCACUGAACUUGGGAUGGAUUUAACGGUAAAGCUGAAGGAUGGCCACACUCUCUAUGGGAAGGAGUACACCAGCUUCACAUUUCAAGCACCUGACUAUGCCUCAUCUACCGUCACCGAGGUUACGACUAUUGGACCACCGCUAUGGGUAAAUCUGUGCUUAUCUGAUACAGCAGGCUCCACUUGGAAAUGUGCGGAUGGUGGUGUUUGCGUCGUGAAUUGGUGGAGAGCAUGUCAGGGUGAUACCAAAACAGAACACCCUUUCAGUGCCGUGCUGUUACCAAGCCAUAAAAUACUUGAUACGGGCUAUAUCAGGGCACGUCUUUCCAUUGAAUCAAGUCGACUCUCUGAGUCCCUGUCCACUCUACAUCGCAACGCUAUACAUCGGAAUGUGAAGAUGCUGUGGCAAGCGAUGGAUAGCAGGGAGUUUAUCCUAGGUCCGAUUGAUAUUUUUGAAGGAUACAUUGAUGCUUGUCAUCAUGGAGAGAUGUAUGACUUACAUGCUGGGAAUGUCUUCCUCUGUGAUAAUAUUUGUAUGGAUAUUUCUUCUGGUACUGUGCGCGGAUUCACUGUGAAUUCAGGACAUUGCCUCAUUCAGUUCACCACCCUCGAGAUCCUCCAGAAUCAAGUCACCGCAAUCGUGCCUCUUCAAACCCUGACUUUCAAAUCCUUCAUCUUAGUCUGCAUCUAA